AUGGGGGUGAAAAAAGCAAAACAGCAAAAGAAAAAUAAAGAUAAAGAAAAUGCUCAUGUUAGUGAAGUUAAAGAGCAAAAUUCAAUGGUUUUGGAAAUACUACAAAAAUCAAAUUUGCACAGGCAAGAAUUUUUGCAACUGGAACGAGAAAAAUUAGCAUUUAAGAGAAUGGCACGCGAGGAAAAAAUUAUGAAUAUGGACUCGAAUGCUAUUUCUGAUCCUGCUCAGCGUAGUUACUACCAGCUCAAGAAAGAUGAAAUUUUACAUAAAAGAACAAUGGAAUUUCAGAAAUCAAAUCCACAAUCUUCUUCGAAUAUAUUUUCUCAAUAUUUUAGUGAUAUUGGUGGAGAUAGAAAUGUCGAUAUUCCUCCGUAUUAG
Molecule: messenger RNA, 378 nt
Organism: Andrographis paniculata
Lineage: Eukaryota; Viridiplantae; Streptophyta; Magnoliopsida; Lamiales; Acanthaceae
Exons: 1
Coding region: 1-378 (125 amino acids)
Source: RefSeq, a predicted model, not a curated record